Messenger RNA from Trachymyrmex septentrionalis, 2404 nucleotides. Its product is annotated as selenium-binding protein 1-A. The record is from RefSeq and is a predicted model, not a curated record. Gene Ontology annotation, molecular function: selenium binding. The coding region runs from base 380 to 1807 and encodes 475 amino acids. The transcript is spliced from 8 exons. Lineage: Eukaryota; Metazoa; Arthropoda; Insecta; Hymenoptera; Formicidae.
GAUAUAGUUUGUGCUGCAACUUUGAUAAUUAUUUUCUCGCCAUCUUGCAUAAUUGCAACAUUCUCAAUCGACAGUUAUUCGUAUAGUCAGUUUGUUACGACUCUCAAAGUGAUAUCUUUUUUUUUAUCACGAAUGAUCCCGGGUCUCGGCAUUAACAUCGUUAAUCGUAAACUUCCAGUCAUAAAGUCGCUCAAAGAGGCAAAGCGCGAGUUUCUCCCAACAUAAAAGGUUCCCCCUCUUGUUUUCUCGAUCAUAACUUCGUAGUUGAACGAUAGCUUCAUAAUUCAUCGCGACUCGCGUCCAAUCCAACGAGUCUCAACGAAUAUACGGAAGCACUCUUCAGUUUCUCUCUCGAACGACGUUCCACCGGUCACACGAGAUGGCGGAAAGAAAAGCGUGUUCCGGGCCGGGUUACAGGAGCCCGAAGGUGGCGAUGCUCGAAGGACCGCGCGAGAAACUUUUAUAUGUCAUUGGCAUACACACGAACCCUGAAAAGGCCGAUGUCCUCUGUACGGUGGAUGUGGAUCCCGAUAGUCCAACAUAUUGUCAGAUAAUACACAAAUUGAGAAUGCUAACGGUCGGCGACGAGUUACAUCACUCCGGCUGGAAUAUUUGUAGCAGCUGUCACGGAUUGUCCGGUCGUAAACGCGAUACGCUGGUGUUGCCAUGUCUUAUGUCGGACCGAGUGUAUCUGGUUGAUACGAGCAAUGAGAAAAUGCCCAGAAUUAAAAAGGUUCUGGAACCGGAAGAGAUGCACAAACACGGGAUAUCCACACCGCAUACUUCCCAUUGUCUGCCAAACGGAGAUAUAAUCAUCUCCACUAUGGGAAAUCUUAAUGGUGACGGAUUGGGUGAAUUUUUCUGCAUCGACGCAGAGACCCUACGAACGAGAGGCACAUGGACCAAGAGCCAGGAAAAAGCAGCUUUCGGAUAUGAUUUUUGGUACCAACCGUAUCACGAUACACUCAUCGCUACAGAAUGGGGUGCACCUAGAGUUUUUAAGAAGGGAUACGUCCCGAAGGAUAUUCAUGACCCCAAGAUCUAUGGCAGAAGCUUGAACGUUUACUCGUGGAACGAACGGAAGCUAAAACAGACCAUUAAUUUGGGAGAUGACGGAAUUGCACCUCUUGAAAUAAGAUUCCUUCAUGAUCCGUUGGCAGCCGAAGGAUUCGUCGGCUGCGCGGUAACGUCGAAUAUUUAUCGAUUUUAUAAAGCGGAGGAUAAUUCGUGGAAGGUCGAAAAGGUGAUCCAGGUACCACCGAAAAAAGUCGAGGGAUGGAUCAUGCCUCUGAUGUCAGGUAUGAUCACCGAUAUUCUGUUGAGUCUGGACGACAAGUAUCUGUAUCUGUCCAAUUGGUUGCAUGGCGACAUUAGACAGUAUGACAUUUCCGAUACGAGAAAUCCAAAAUUAACGGGUCAAGUCUUCUUAGGAGGCUCAAUACUGAGCGAUUCGCAGGUACGUGUGAUACAGGACGAAGAAAUGAGCGGUCAGCCCGACCCCGUCUACGUGAAGGGACGUAGAUUGUAUGGUGCGCCGCAAAUGUUGCAACUAAGUUUGGACGGACGUCGUUUAUACGUAACUACGUCGAUCUUUAAACCAUGGGACAAACAGUUUUAUCCCGAGCUCCUCAAAUAUGGAUCAACGAUGGUAAAACUUGAUAUCGAUGUAGAAAAGGGCGGAAUGAAGCUCGAUCGUCAAUUUCUCGUUGAUUUCGGCGCUGAUAAAAGCGAUAUUUUACUGGCACACGAGAUGAGAUAUCCUGGUGGAGAUUGCACCUCCGAUAUAUGGCUGGCAGAGAAACCUUAACUUUAAUGAUUGGACUGGAUGUAGAGUCGAAGGCAUUCCAACAUCUGUGAAAGUAAUAAUAAUGCAGUAGCUUAUAUUAUAGUGUCAUAGUUCCGCACGAUUUUUCUCCGAAAAUGAAAUCUCGCGGAUCUUUAGCAUGUAGAAAAUUAUUCAGAAAUGUUCUUUCGAUAAGAGGAUAAGAAAUGUAGGUGACAGAGGUAAAUUAAGAGUACUCACAGUAUAUUUUCGUUUGUUUCCAUGGUAUGGUGCUUAUUAAUUCCAGCAUAUUGCAUCAAGUAAUAUAGGAGAGAUUUUACAUUGUAUGAAAUUAAUGGUGUUACAUGGUAGGUAAUGAGUUCUUUUCUUCCGAGUUUACACAAAUAAAAUCCGUCUAUGCCAAAAUUGUAAUUUGUUCGUUGUGUAAAAUUUGUCGAAAUGUUCUACAUUAGAAAUAAUUCAAAAGUGUAUAGCCACGUAUAAAAUUUCAUUGCUCUUCCACAUAAAAAUAUAGGAUCGCGUUGGCCGAUUUUAUUUUUGCUUCCGUAACAAAAUUUCAGUAUCAUCUACAAUACCUAAUGACUAACAUAAAAUUAAAUUUGCACAAUUAUCUUAUAGAAU